AUGACAAGAAUGUUCGAACUACAGCUAGGCAAGAACAUCGAAAUCUACGUCGAUGACAUGGUGGUGAAGAGUAGAGUGGUGUUCGAGCAUUUAGGGGACCUCGACAGUACCUUUAGCGUCUUGAGGAAACAUAAGCUGCGCCUAAAUGCUUCCAAGUGCUCAUUUGGCGUGGGUUCAGGCAAGUUUUUAGGCUACAUGGUUACCCAUAGGGGAAUCGAGGUUAACCCCAACCAGAUCAAGGCCAUAAACGACCUGAAACCGCCACAAAACGCAAAGGAGGUCCAAAAGCUUAUUGGGAUGAUCGCAGCCCUCAAUCGAUUCAUUUCCAGGUCGGCGGAUAGAUGUAGGCCGCUCUAUCUCUUGAUCAACAAGUGGAAGGGGUUUGAGUGGUCCGAGGACUGCGUGGUGGCCUUCCAGCAACUCAAGGAUUACCUAUCCCGGCCACUUAUUAUGUCCAGUCUAGAGGCUGAUGAAGUUCUGUACGCAUACAUUGCUGUAGCCCCCUAUGCUGUGAGCUUGGUGCUAAUAUGGAAGGACAACAGCAUCCAAAAGCCGGUCUAUUACAUGAGUAAGUCGCUGCAUGAAGCCGAGGUCAGAUACCUACCCCUGGAGAAAGCCAUACUGGCUGUGGUCCACGCUACGCGAAAGCUUCCCCAUUAUUUUCAAGCCCACACAGUGGUUGUUCUAACACAACUACCCUUGAAGUCUGUACUACGAACUGCUGACUACACUGGAAGGAUUGCCAUAUGGAGCACAAUUCUGGGAGCUUUUGACAUCAAAUACAUGCCUCGGACCUCUAUUAAGGGUCAGGUCCUAGCUGACUUAGUAGCCGAAUUUGCUGAACCCCCAGUAGAAAUAGUGGCAGAGGAGCAGAACAUGGAUGAAAAAUCGGUUGGAGUGAUCUCUACACCAGGACCCCCAUGUUGGAAGGUGUACGUUGAUGGCACAGCAAAUCAAAGGGGACCUGGAGUGGGGCUAGUCCUAAUAUCUCCCAAGGAAGCCAUCAUAGAGAAGUCCCUCAGACUUAGGUUCUCAGCCACGAACAACGAAACCAAGUAUGAGGCCCUGCUACAAGGAAUUGUCAUGGUACAGAAAAUGGGGGGAAAGGCAGUGGAGAUGUUCUCGGACUCGAGACUGGUAGUGGGCCAGGUAAAGGGAGAAUUAGAGGCCAGAGAUGCAAGGAUGCAAGAGUACUUAAGCCGGGUCAAACGCUUACGGCCGGGCUUCGACUUUUUCAGCUUGUCACACGUCCCCAGAAGCGGAAACACUCAUGCAGAUUCGCUGGCCACGCUUGCCACCUCCUCGGCAGGAGAUCUGCCUCGAAUUAUUCUCGUCGAGCACCUGGAUAGAGCGAAUGAAGUAGUCAAAGGCAUGGUCCAUGUUCAUGAAGUCAGAGUGGGCCCUAGCUGGAUGGACCCUAUCAUGAGGUUCCUCAAAGAUGACAUCUUGCUUGAGGAAAAGUCGGAGGCGGAGAAAAUACGAAGAAAAACUCCUCGGUUCUGGUUGUCCGAGGACCACAAAUUGUACACACGCUCAUAUUCUGAGCCAUAUUUACUGUGUGUCCACCCUGAGGUAUUAGAACUGCUGCUUGAAGAACUGCACGAAGGGAUCUGUGGGAGUCACAUAGGAGGAAGUUCUCUGUCGCACCGAGCCAUUACCCAGGGAUAUUGGUGGCCGAGGAUGCAGAAGGAAGCCCUGGAGUAUGUUAAAAAGUGCGACUAG
Molecule: messenger RNA, 1722 nt
Organism: Quercus lobata
Lineage: Eukaryota; Viridiplantae; Streptophyta; Magnoliopsida; Fagales; Fagaceae
Exons: 1
Coding region: 1-1722 (573 amino acids)
Molecular function (GO): RNA-DNA hybrid ribonuclease activity; nucleic acid binding
Source: RefSeq, a predicted model, not a curated record